AUGCCUGCUCUCACACGGUCCAUCACCUCUACCGCUCUCCGAGACGGUCAGGCUACUCACACUAUCCCUGCAAGCGCUCACACGAGACCUAGCGGAACUCAGGGUGGCACCGGCACUCCUCAGCAUACCCCAGACGAGACUUCUCAGCCUUUCACUGCGCCGCAAACUGUUGGCUCAGAUGACCCUCGCAGUGGCUUACUGAUCUUAGGCAUCAACACGUAUAAUCUUCUGGAUAAGGAAGCUGUGACCAAGCGUGUGAUUUUCACGAAACUUAGGGACAAGGAGGCCGAGCUCAAAGGGUCGAUCGUGGGACUAGGAGCGCGAGCAUGGGACAUAUGGAGAGAAGACCUAGGCUGUUAG
Fusarium sp. VM40 is the source of this 360-nucleotide messenger RNA. Lineage: Eukaryota; Fungi; Ascomycota; Sordariomycetes; Hypocreales; Nectriaceae. The record is from the annotation of a GenBank genome assembly.